AUGGCGGAAGAGUUCGAUGCGGCCGACUAUCUAGCGGCAGAGUCAGCAGUGCAACAACCUGCGCAGCCGCAGGGGUCUGGCACUCCUACAACGACCGGCGCACCCAAAGUCGUCCAGCCGCGGCCGCAAGCACUACCGCAGAGACAAGGCCCUUCUGCCAUCCUGGUCUCGACUCGACAAAAGGGGAAUCCGAUCCUGAAGCAUGUCACCUCUGUCCCAUGGGAAUGGGCGGAGAUCCCUUGCGACUAUGUCCUUGGUGCCACGACCUGCGCACUUUUCCUCUCACUCAAAUACCACCGCCUGCACCCCGAGUACAUUUACAGUCGCAUACGCCAGCUCGGAAAGCUGUACAACCUCCGUGUGCUGCUGACGAUGGUGGACAUCACGAAUCACGAAGAGGCGCUGAAAGAGUUGGCGAAGACGUCCAUGAUCAACAACCUGACCCUCAUUCUGUGUUGGUCGUCCCAGGAAGCAGGCCGCUACUUGGAACUCUACAAGUCCUACGAGCAUGCCUCGGCUGCCUCCAUCCGAGCCCACCAGGCAGAGACCUACCAAGAGAGUCUGACCGAGUUUGUCACCACGCCCCGCACCAUCAACAAGACCGAUGCCGCAAGCCUCAUAUCCAACUUCGGUUCUCUGCGGGCUGCGGUCAACGCGCAACCGGAAGAGCUGGCGCUGGUCCCGGGCUGGGGUGAGAAGAAGAUCAAGGCUUGGGUUACGACGGUUCGCGAACCAUUCCGUGUGAGAAGAGCUGCGAAAUCUAGCGCUGCGCUGUUGCGGCAGGAGAGUACUAUGGCGUCUGAUGGAGCAUCCACUCCGGCUGAGACAUCGGGAGGCGCGGCCACUCCCAUUGCCAUUCCCAUUGGCACUGUGCCCAGCCUGAGCAGACAGGCCUCCAGCGCAGUAAAUACUCCGCAACAUACUGAGGCCGGUCCGAGCCAGAAAAGGCCUCGACUAGAGGAGUUACCGGUUGACGACUUUAUGUACGACGAAGAGGCUGCGUUACUGGCGCUCGCCGAAGAAGAGGCCAGGAUGACAGACGCCGAGAAGCCCAAGGCCGCCCAAGCAGUGACUAGAAAAGAACCCGAACUCAGCGAGGGUGUCAUGGCUGCAUUGGCUAAGUUGCGACAAGGGGGUUGA
This is a messenger RNA of Capronia coronata CBS 617.96, 1140 nucleotides long. RefSeq names its product DNA excision repair protein ERCC-1. Gene Ontology annotation, cellular component: nucleotide-excision repair factor 1 complex; nucleus; ERCC4-ERCC1 complex. The record is from RefSeq and is a predicted model, not a curated record. Lineage: Eukaryota; Fungi; Ascomycota; Eurotiomycetes; Chaetothyriales; Herpotrichiellaceae. The transcript has a single exon. The coding region runs from base 1 to 1140 and encodes 379 amino acids. Gene Ontology annotation, molecular function: single-stranded DNA binding; damaged DNA binding. Gene Ontology annotation, biological process: mitotic recombination; meiotic mismatch repair; UV-damage excision repair.